Oncorhynchus keta (chum salmon) is the source of this 3067-nucleotide messenger RNA. Its product is annotated as thioredoxin domain-containing protein 11-like. The transcript has 14 exons. NCBI's taxonomy places the organism in Eukaryota, Metazoa, Chordata, Actinopteri, Salmoniformes, Salmonidae. Bases 248 to 3067 code for a protein of 939 amino acids. The record is from RefSeq and is a predicted model, not a curated record.
CCGACGCUCCCUUGACGUGGAGCAGCGUCAUUGCGGAAGUAGCUAAGUCUACGUGGGGAAGGAAGGUUGGCUUGUUCGUGUUUGAACUAAACUCUGCCUAAAACACUAUAAAUGUGCGACCUACGGAACCUACAAUAACCCUACCGCGCCUCGCGGAACCUACAACCUCCCCGCCCGCUAGCUGAAUGGCCUUGUACCGCCAGGGCGUGUAGAUCCGAUGGGAGGGAUAGCCGGGUAGUUCCCUGUAAUGCUUCGGUGGCUGCGGCAGUCUCUUCGGCAGGUGUCUAGUCUGAUGGCCCGGAGACCAGUGCUUGUCUGCGGGGCGAUACUGCUGAGCGUCCUGCUACUACUGGCCGUUACAUUUACCUGCAGCCGGGCUAAGAAUGUGGUUGCGUCGGCGCGUCCCCCGGUGAGGUUCUUCUCUGCCGAGGCCCCUGUAGUGGACCUGUACCUGGGUCAGUUGGAGCAGGUGGAGAGGCUGAGGGGCGCGGCAGAGGUGUCCGUCAUCUUCUUCUACGCUCCCUGGUGUGCACACUCCAUCACCACUCGCCAAGAGGUCCAGGAGGUCGCACGGAGGCUGGUCAAACAGGUACGCACUUUGUGGGACUCCUGGUCUGUGAACUGUUGGUGGAGCCAGGGGAAAUGCAGGAAACAGAAGAGCUUCUACCAAUAUCCUGUCAUCCACCUGUUCUACAGGAGGUUUGGCCCUAUAGAGUACAAGGGUCCGUUCCUGGCUUCCUAUGUAGAGAGGUUCAUCCUGAGAGUCAUCACCCCACUGACCUACCUACCAUCACGAGCCACACUACAAGACUUCCUGUCUUAUCAUGAGCCGGGGGUAGUGGGUUAUUUCCAGUUCAACACUUCUCCUCAGCCUCCCGGCUACAUCACAUAUCUCUCCUCAGCUCUGCAGGCCUUGAAGAGAGACUUCCGUGGUGCGGUGCGUUUCGGGGUGGUGACCAGUAGACAGGUGGCAGAGUCCAUCUCAGUCAGAGAUGACCAGACCGUCUACCUGCACCGACACUUCAACUCCUCAUUGAUUUUCCCUAGUUGGGAGCGUAACUUCACCUCUGAAGGCAUCUGUUCCUGGGUCUUUGAGCACCGCGAGACAGUCCUCCAAUGGCUGGCGCCGACUGGUGCUAAGUCCCGCCUUCUGGAGCAGGAACUGACCAAAGGCCCUGCCCUCCUGCUCUUCCUGCCCCACAAUCCCCUGGGGCACGGCCCCGACCCGCUGCUGACGCAGAUUGCAGACGUCGCGGUUCGCUACCAUUCCUGUAGCGACUCCCCUCACCACCACCACCACCCCUCUGACCACUACUACUACAGUGGACCCUUCCAGCCCCUGUCCCCCCCUCUCUGCUGCCUCUCAGUGGUUCUGCCCAGGCCACACCCCCUCCCAGGCUCCACCUCCAGGGUGUGUGAGCUUUGUCUCAACCAGUCCAAUCCGGGUCGCUCUCCCCUGUGCACCUUCCCCUCCCAGACAUCAGGUGGCGCUGCCGUGCUCCAGUCCUACCUCAGACGAUGCUGCCUACCUGUUGCUGCGACGGUGACGACGGUUGCCUGUAGUAACAUCCUGAGUAGCUACAGCCCGUCGUCAGGUCGCUAUAGUGCCUGUUGUAGAACUCUGGGACAGCUAGGGGUUUCCCUGCUCCCACAGCAGGGGCUAGGGCUAGACAACGAGGGGUUAGGGACACCCCCUCCCUCACCAUCCUCCUCCCAGGACUCCUCCCCGUCCUCCCAGGACCAGGAAGCAGGCGGGAUUAAAGGGUUGAGGUGUCGGACAAAUAAGACGCUCAGGUUCUACAUCCUGGACUCCGUCCUCCACUGGCCGCUGGCGGUGCGCCUUGGGGCGCUAGGCAACGACGAGAUGGGUGGCGGUGGCCUGGGGAGUUGUAAGACAGAACACACACCUGUCCUCCUCUUCCCCAGACACAGGAAACACCUGUCCGUCAAGUUCCCGGAGGACACGCCCAUCACUCUCCCCACCCUAUUACGCUUCAUCCUGAAGCACUCCGACUCCGCCCACCAGCCAAUGAAAGCAGACGGAUCCGACCCUCACCCUCACGUUCUCCUCAAGGCGGAGUUCCGCGCUCUACAAGGAGAAGUCCAGACAUUACAUCGUGCACGCCAGCGCCUCUCCAACCAACUGGCCCAGCUGUGGCGAGACAACCGGCGGUUAUCCUUCCACGCCGUGGCCCUGGAGACCCACAAUGCACUGCUGCAGUCCCAGAAUGGCGAGCUGCAGCGCGAGAGGCUGAGCCUAGUGGAGCAGCACAAGGAGAAGAGUCGUCAGUUAGGGGAGGCGGUCAGGAGACUACAGGAACUAGCGGACGCAUCAGAGAACCUUCUCACUGAGAAUACACUGCUGAGGGUUUUACUGGGAGCUCUGAGAGCCAGGGAGACAGAGAGAGGGGAGGAGGAGAACGAAGAGGAGGAGACAGGGAGGAGGAGGAGGAGGAGACAGGGGAGGAGGAGGAGGAGACGACAGGGGAGGAGAGGAGUUAUAUGGCCUCUUGACAGGGGAGGAGAAUACCCUGCUGAGGGUUUUACUGGGAGCGCUGAGAGCCAGGGAGACAGGGGAGGAGGAGGAGGAGGAGGAGACAGGGGAGGAGAGGAGUUAUAUGGCCUCUUGACAGGGGAGGAGAAUACCCUGCUGAGGGUUUUACUGGGAGCGCUGAGAGCCAGGGAGACAGGGGAGGAGGAGGAGACAGGGGAGGAGGAGGAGGAGACAGGGGAGGAGGAGGAGGAGGAGACAGGGGAGGAGGAGGAGGAGACAGGGGAGGAGGAGGGGACGAUGGCCAACGUCCAGGUGCCUGUUGUGGCCAUCGGUGCGUUUGGGGACAGUCCUGUCCAGAUGACCUGUCCUACCUGUCACCAGACCGUGGUCACUAAGGUUGACUUCUCCUCUGGUGUCCUCACCUACCCUUCUGUGGGGGACUCUUCUUCUGUGGGUGCGUACAAGUUUGUUCUGGGUUGCUGUCUCAUCCCGUUCUGUUUCGACAGGCUCAAAGACGCCAAGCACACGUGUCCCUCCUGCAAGACCCUCCUGGGGGUUUAUAAGCGCUUAUAA